Molecule: messenger RNA, 960 nt
Organism: Prunus armeniaca (apricot)
Lineage: Eukaryota; Viridiplantae; Streptophyta; Magnoliopsida; Rosales; Rosaceae
Source: the annotation of a GenBank genome assembly
AUGAAGUUCAAGGCAUUUCUUACAGAGAAUGGUGUAAAUCUUUUGGAAAAGAGGUUCCUACCAGCACUAGACAAGAUGGGAAAGAUAUGCCAUCUAUACCUCAAUAGAGACCAUGCUAUCUUCCUCCACAACCUUCUCAAUGGUGAUGGAGUUCAGUCUAUUGCUCAGUUUCGCAAAGAAGCUCUUUUCGAUGACUAUCGCAUCUCCAGCCAGAAUGAGGACCGCAUUGCCUUUGCAGUAGACAUUUCUCUUCUCCACCGUGCUCUUCGUAGUAGUGUCAGCAUCUGUACUGAGUUUGGAAAUGGGCCUACCGCCAAUCGUCUCCAGAUUAAAUUGGUUAAGAAGCUGCCUCCAAAUUCUACUCAACCAAUGCCUUUCCUUACUUUUGAGACCAAGGGUUAUAAAUCUGCUGUAAUUCAGGAUGUGCCAAUCUCAAAACCUUUGUCCAGAGCUCAGGUUCUUGAACUUCAAACUGCUCUUGAUAUGGCUCAAGAUUUGCCUCAGACUCUGGUUCAGGUUCCAGAUUUGAAUCAGUUGCAGAACUUUGUGGAUCGGAUGAGGCAUGUGGGCGAGUUGCUCAAUAUUUCCAUAAGCAAGUAUGGGGAUUUACACAUUCAGAUUUCCACAACAUUAAUCACACUUGGUGCUGAGUUUCAGAAGCUGUUGGUCUUAGGUGAAAGAGCUGAUGCUCCAUCUGAAGAUGGAAACCUCAGUGCUCAGACUCGGUCAGCAAGGGCUAUUUUGAGGGGAGAUGCUCAAUCUGUGCAAGUAAGUGUGAAGCAUUUUGGCAAGAGCCUUCAGUGCCACUUGGCUAAGCCGGAUUGCGCUUUCUAUGGGAUUGCUCCGCAAGGUGCUUGCUUGACAGUGAUCUUCCAGUUUUUCAUUCCUGGUUCCCAUCAAAUGGACAAGUCAAUCAGUCUACAUUGCAGACUUCCUGUACUGGACCAAGGGUCAGGUUGA